This is a messenger RNA of Exophiala spinifera, 915 nucleotides long. RefSeq lists its product as uncharacterized. The coding region runs from base 1 to 915 and encodes 304 amino acids. The record is from RefSeq and is a predicted model, not a curated record. The transcript has 7 exons. Lineage: Eukaryota; Fungi; Ascomycota; Eurotiomycetes; Chaetothyriales; Herpotrichiellaceae.
AUGGCUUUCUCGGCCUAUACUAAUAAGCCAGUCGAUACUUCGGUCAGGGUGGACAUCACGACACUUGGAGACAAAAGUGUGGUCAUUACGGGAGGUGCUAGUGGUUUUGGCGAGAAUCACGCUCGUGCGUUUGCCGCGGCAGGGGCGUUUGUGACCAUCGGCGAUAUCAAUGAGGAUAAAGGCCGCAAGCUGGUUGCGGAGCUCGGACGCAAUGCUCAAUUCAUCAAGGUCGAUGCAAACUCCUGGGAAGAUCAGUUGCAUAUGUUCAAGCAGGGCGUUGCCAACUCGCCUGCGAAGAGCAUUGAUAUUGUCGUCAUCAACGCAGGGAUCGCUGGGCCAGACGAAAUAUUUGCAAUGGAAGAUCCUGCAGCCGAACCCACUAAGCCGACUCUGGCGAUGCUGAACCUGAACCUGAUCGCUUCUAUUUACACAUUCAAACUAGCUCAACAUUAUCUCCGCCUCCACCCCGUAGGACCUGCUCGAGACCGGUGCAUCAUCAUCAAGGGUAGCAUUGCCGCCUACCUUGACCAGCCUGGGUCUUUCUUGUAUCAAACAUCCAAGUUUGGCCUCCGAGGCCUCGUGUCGUGUGCAAGGCGCACUUCCUGGGCAGAGGGAAUCAGAGUAAAUAGCAUCGGACCCUGGUAUACCAAGACCUCGCUGAUGAAACCCCACAUCGUCGACAUUCUGAUCUCAAAAGGGGUCGAAUUUGCAGACAUCGCUGAUUGUACAACGGCUGUGUUGAGGGUCGCCUGUGAUAAGACCAUCCAUGGUAGCCGGUCUCUGGCAGUGUUGCCGCGUUCAUUGGCGCCCAACGGCUACAUCGACACAGAGUUGGAUGACUUCGAAAAAGAGCCCUGGAAACCCCUUCAGAGGGUUAUGCUAGAGGCCUCUAUUCGUGCGGUGCCUGGUCGUUGA